Messenger RNA from Fusarium poae, 333 nucleotides. RefSeq lists its product as uncharacterized. The transcript is spliced from 3 exons. Bases 1 to 333 code for a protein of 110 amino acids. The record is from RefSeq and is a predicted model, not a curated record. NCBI's taxonomy places the organism in Eukaryota, Fungi, Ascomycota, Sordariomycetes, Hypocreales, Nectriaceae.
AUGUUCAGGAACAUUAUCAGAGAACCAUCUGAGCACUCGGAAGAAUAUUCGGAAGCAGAAGAGUCUCAAUAUUGCGACAAGUCAGACGAUAAGAGCGAAGACAAUGAUUCAAUCUCUUUCAUUGUAGAAGCUUCAGAAGCGGAUCAUUUUGACGAUCAAAUCGAAGAUGACGUUGAGAGUUUGGACUUUGAUCAAGAAGGAUCAGACAUCUCAGACGUCGCUACUGACUUUGCGGGUGACGACGACGUAGGCGAUUUCAUUAACGAUAUUAUCAAUGAUCACGACGACGAUGGUGAUGUUUCAGACGAGGACACGAAUCUUGGCGGUAUGUAG